GCACACGGGGUAGAGUGGAGAAGUCUAAGAUGAUUUUGCUUCUUCUUGUCCUUAGUUUUGCUAUUUUCGUUGGAGGAUUAGCCUUUCAAGAUGAUUCAGGUUCCAAACAUUGUCUAAAGCACCAGGUCCUAAUCCACGACAUCAAAGAAAAAUAUUUUAUGGAUAGAGGAGAAACUAUUGAGAUUUGGGCAAAAAUCGUUCAUGAUCUAUGGAAGGACAACAGAUUGAUCGCUGGUGUAAGCGAUCCUUCUUCUCUCUCAUUCAACCUGUCUUGUGUUCAACAAGCAACAGAGUUCAAAGGAGUAGUUACCAGAAACAUGACAGCAGUUAUAUAUGAAAGUGAUCCAAAGCCUACUUACAUAUCAAAUAGAACAAAGAACUCGUCUGGAGAAUUUGAAUUUUACAUCAAGGCAUUUUCUCAGGAUGAUUGUAACACUGCUAAAGUGUCUACCAAAAUCAUUGUUGGCUGCCCUACGACCAGAAGACUUCAAAUUCAUGGCCGGACAUUUGAAGGAUGUGAUGAAUAUAAGGUCUACAACUACACAAUUCAAAGGGAACAGUUCAAUGGAAAUACUUCAAAGGUAGUUCAUUAUGAUUUUAAAAACCUCGGAUGUCCCAUUACAUCCAUUAUAAACAGCCAGUUCAAACCAACAGUGCAUAGAUAUGACAAUGAUAAGUUUGUAACUGAAGUCACUGGUGACUUCCUAUUGUGGGAGAAGCAUGGCCGAAACUCAUAUCACUAUAGUAGGACCAUGAGACAGGCUGGUUGUGUCAGAGCUCCUCAGGAAUGGAGUGAAAUGAUUGAUGGCUUAAAAGCCAUUGAAGUUGAUCGAGAAUGGAAACAACAGGUCCACCACAGUUGUUUUAAUCUCAAUGGAAGCAACUUUAAGGAUGACUCUAACAUGGACAUGCCAUAUGAAAUAACGAACAGUACGGGAGGAUCUGCAGUGAUAUGGAACGAUGGAGGAUUAUAUGUAUUUAAACUGAGAAUUAUUGACCCUCACACAAGCUUCUGUGACCUAACUGCUGAGUUCGCUGUCAAUGUUGGCUUCACUGACACAACUCCAGAACAUGUCCCAACAUUUGUGGUGCUGGGAGCAUCAUGCCUUGGUAUUUUACUGGGAACAGUUGUUGCAUAUCUUAUAGAUGCAUAUUGUUUAUGCUAGGUAAUGCAGUCAGAACUGACAAAAAUAUUGCAU
Messenger RNA from Actinia tenebrosa (Australian red waratah sea anemone), 1199 nucleotides. RefSeq names its product cation channel sperm-associated auxiliary subunit epsilon. Gene Ontology annotation, cellular component: CatSper complex; sperm principal piece. The record is from RefSeq and is a predicted model, not a curated record. Gene Ontology annotation, biological process: flagellated sperm motility; sperm capacitation. NCBI's taxonomy places the organism in Eukaryota, Metazoa, Cnidaria, Anthozoa, Actiniaria, Actiniidae.